Messenger RNA from Antrostomus carolinensis (chuck-will's-widow), 1092 nucleotides. RefSeq names its product DNA topoisomerase I mitochondrial. Gene Ontology annotation, cellular component: chromosome; mitochondrial nucleoid. Gene Ontology annotation, biological process: DNA topological change; DNA replication. The annotation marks the transcript as partial. The transcript is spliced from 8 exons. The record is from RefSeq and is a predicted model, not a curated record. Lineage: Eukaryota; Metazoa; Chordata; Aves; Caprimulgiformes; Caprimulgidae. Gene Ontology annotation, molecular function: DNA binding; DNA topoisomerase type I (single strand cut, ATP-independent) activity.
UGGGAAGAGGAGAAGAAGGAAGAUGGGGUAAAGUGGACCCAACUGGAGCACCGAGGACCCUACUUCGCCCCCCUCUAUGAACCACUGCCUGAUGAUGUGCAGUUUUAUUAUGAUGGCAAACCCCUGAAGCUGAGCUUAGCCACGGAGGAAAUUGCCACCUUCUAUGCUAAAAUGCUUGAUCACGAAUACACAACCAAGGAGAUCUUCCAGAACAACUUCUUCAAUGACUGGAAGAAGGAGAUGACCUCAGCGGAGCAGAAGAUAAUCAAGGAUCUGGACAAGUGUGACUUCAGGGAGAUCCACAAGUACUUUGUGGACAAAAGUGAGGCACGGAAAGCACUCUCCAAAGAGGAGAAGCAGAAACUGAAGGAGGAGGCAGAUAAGAUCCAGGAGGAGUAUGGGUACUGCAUCCUUGAUGGGCACCGGGAGAAAAUAGGCAAUUUCAAAACUGAGCCACCGGGGCUUUUCCGUGGCCGUGGUGACCACCCCAAAAUGGGCAUGCUGAAGAAGAGGAUCAUGCCAGAAGAUGUUGUCAUCAACUGCAGCAAGGACUCCAAGAUCCCUGAGCCUCCAGAAGGGCACAAGUGGAAGGAGGUGCGCUUUGACAACACGGUUACCUGGCUGGCCUCAUGGACAGAAAACAUCCAGAACACUUUGAAGUACAUCAUGCUGAACCCCAGCUCCAAGCUGAAGGGAGAGAAGGACUGGCAGAAGUAUGAGGUAGCCAGGCGCUUAAAGGAUGUUGUCCACAAAAUCCGUGCUCGCUACCGAGCUGACUGGAAGUCUAAGGAGAUGAAGAAACGACAAAGAGCAGUGGCCCUCUACUUCAUUGAUAAGCUGGCCCUGCGAGCUGGCAAUGAGAAGGAGGAAGGGGAGACUGCAGACACGGUUGGCUGCUGCUCCCUGCGUGUGGAGCACAUCAAACUGCACCCCAAGCUGGAUGGGCAGGAACACGUGGUGGAGUUCGACUUCCUUGGGAAAGACUCAAUCCGUUACUACAACAAAGUGUCGGUGGAGAAGCUGGUGUUCAAGAACCUUCAGCUGUUCAUGAAGAACAAGGACCCAGCAGAUGACCUCUUUGACAGGCUCAAU